Schistocerca americana (American grasshopper) is the source of this 384-nucleotide messenger RNA. Its product is annotated as endocuticle structural glycoprotein ABD-5-like. NCBI's taxonomy places the organism in Eukaryota, Metazoa, Arthropoda, Insecta, Orthoptera, Acrididae. Gene Ontology annotation, cellular component: chitin-based extracellular matrix. Bases 1 to 384 code for a protein of 127 amino acids. The transcript is spliced from 3 exons. Gene Ontology annotation, molecular function: structural constituent of chitin-based larval cuticle. The record is from RefSeq and is a predicted model, not a curated record.
AUGAACGUGAUCACGUUGCUGCUGGCUGCCGCGGCGCUAAGUGCUGCCUUGGCGCAACCUCAAGGUUUCGCUGCGCGCUUCAUUCCUCGGGUCGCCUCCAGGCUCGCCAGUGUUAUUCAGGAGUUCAACAACUUCAAUGGCAUCGACCCGUGGCGUUGGGGGUACACUCGCGAGGACGCGACCACUCGUGAGGAGGAAGGGACCGUGGAGAACGACGAGCUGAAGGUGCGGGGCUCCUACAUGUUCGCGACUCCGGAGGGCACGGUGCACAAGGUGGGCUACGUCGCCGACAAAGACGGCUACCGCGCGUCCUCGGAGCCGCCAGACCAGCAGCUGCUCGACCGCCUGGGCACGAACGCGGGACUCACGCUCGUCGGAAAGUGA